CUGAAUAGGAGACAGGCUUACUAUUUAUAACCCCCAAAUCUAAGCCCCCUCCUCAUAAAAAAAACACAAAUCCACAAAUCCAAAUCCGAAUCCAAAAAAAAUGCACAAGGCGUCCUCCUCCUCCUUCCUCGGCCCCGACGGCCUCGACCUCUCCAACUCCUUCUUCACCCCAAUCUCCGGCACCGCCCCCGCCACCUCCCCCCGCCGCAACACCAAGAUCACCGUGGUCGGCGUGGGCAACGUCGGCAUGGCCAUCGCCCAGACCAUCAUCACCCAGGACCUCGCCGACGAGCUCACCCUCGUCGACGCCAACUCCGACAAGCUCAGCGGCGAGGUCCUCGACCUCCAGCACGCCGCCGCCUUCCUCCCCCGCGUCAAGAUCAACGCCUCCCUCGACUACACCGCCACCGCCGACUCCGACCUCUGCAUCGUCACCGCCGGCGCCAGGCAGAACCCCGGCGAGACCAGGCUCAAUCUGCUCCAGCGCAAUGUCGCGCUCUUCAGGCACAUCGUGCCGCCGCUCGCCAAAUUCUCGCCGGAUUCGAUUAUUCUGGUGGUUUCUAACCCCGUCGAUGUGCUCACCUAUGUGGCGUGGAAGCUUUCUGGGUUUCCGGCGAAUCGGGUUCUCGGGUCGGGUACCAAUCUGGAUUCGUCGCGGUUUCGGUUUCUGAUCGCCGAUCACCUUGAUGUCAAUGCGCAGGAUGUGCAGGCCUACAUCGUUGGGGAGCAUGGUGAUAGUUCAGUUGCACUGUGGUCAAGCAUCAGCGUGGGAGGCGUACCGGUUCUAAGCUUUCUAGAUAGACAACAAAUUCCCUACGAGAAGAAAACGCUUGAAAACAUACACAAAGAGGUUGUGCAAGGUGCCUACGAGGUCAUACGUUUGAAGGGCUACACUUCUUGGGCAAUAGGCUACUCAGUUGCAAGCUUGGCUCGUACGUUAUUGAGGAACCAGAGAAGGAUUCAUCCCGUCACUAUUCUUGCAAAGGGUUUCUACGGUAUCAAUGGAGGUGAUGUGUUCCUCAGCCUUCCAGCUCAGCUUGGCCGGAGGGGUGUCUUGGGCGUCACCAACGUGCAUCUUACUGAUGAGGAGGUAGAGAAACUCAGGAACUCGGCUAAGACCAUUCUUGAUGUCCAGAGCCAGUUGGGGUUAAAAUGAAUGAAUCAUGUUUUGAUGUUUUAAUUUCAUUGUUGUAAUGUUUCUAUCUAUGUACUUGACCUUAGAGAGUAUUAUGAAUGCUGUUUUAUUUUGCAUA
Molecule: messenger RNA, 1253 nt
Organism: Salvia hispanica
Lineage: Eukaryota; Viridiplantae; Streptophyta; Magnoliopsida; Lamiales; Lamiaceae
Source: RefSeq, a predicted model, not a curated record